AUGAGACUUCAGUUUUCUACCACUCAGCUGUAUGGUCGCGAUCAGGAGCUGGCAGAGCUCCAGAGAAUCUAUGAUCUAGUGGCGGAGGAAGGCACAUCCAGACUCGUCCUCCUCGAUGGCUACAGUGGCAAUGGCAAGACUUCGUUGGUCUCGCACUUUGGCCGUUCCAUACUACAAACGAGACACCAACAGCAACAGAAUGACAGCAGCCCGCGUUCCGAUUUAUUGCAGUUGGAAGAUUCCACUGCGUCCUUUGCCUUGCCGCAGUCAACUACUACUCGAUUCAUCAAGGGCAAGUUUGAUGAACACAAUCGCAAGCCAUACGCCGCAUUUGUAGGAGCCUUUCGGGAUUUGAUUGCCUCCUUGAAACGUCAUUGUCACGAAGAAUGCGACCGGAUUGCGGCCAUCCAAAAGGCCGUGAACGACCACAAGCAAAGUAGUGUUCUCUUUGAUAUUAUUCCCAAUCUCAAGGAUCUGAUGGAGGAAGAAGACGACGACGCCGCCAAGAAGACUGCAUCAGAAGGCAGCCAUUUUUUUCGACGGUCCUCCAUAGAAAAGAACAAUAACAACAACACAAUAAGUGCGACGACAAAACAAUCCACCGGGUCCUCACGCAUGCUGCAGAGAAUUCACGAGUUGCACUUUCAGUUCAAGGCAUUUGUGAGAGCGGCCUGUGCGGGUGGACCAGUGAUUCUGUUCUGUGAUGAUUUGCAAUGGGCAGACCAGUCUAGCUUGGAGCUUUUGAAGGCCCUUGCCAGUGAUGGAUCCUCUCGCAACCUAUUGAUCAUUGGCGCCUACCGUGGACAUGAGAUUGAACAGAAUGAGAAUCAUCCUCUUUCUUGGUGUAUCAACCAUCUUAAGAAUGAAGAAUACCUGCCAGCGGAAAGACUGUACGAAUUGGAGUUGUCAGAUUUCCCACUGGGGGAUCUCAACCUGUUUGUGGCAGACUCCCUUGAGUUGGCGCCAGAAAAGACAAUGUCAUUGUCACAAGUAGUCUGGAGCAAGACGCAUGGAAAUGUGUUUUACUCCAAGCAAUUCUUGCAGGAGCUUGUGGACAAGGAACUGAUAACAUUCGAUUUUGCCUACUUCCGCUGGAAGUGGGAAACGGAGUUGAUUGCGGGAGCUACCGAUCUUUCCGAGAAUGUCGUCGAAAUGGUGGCGGCACGGAUACGACAAUUACCACCUUCGGUGAUUCAAAUUCUCAAGAUUGCUUCCUGUCUGUGGUAUUCGUUCGAUGUCACAGUGUUGGAAUACAUUGUAGUCCAUUCCGAGGAGCGAAUCAAAGAGAGGCGCCGCAGCUUGAAGCGAUUGGCUACCGCGACGCCAUUCUUGUCUGAGCAGGGGGUGCAAGUCAAGGAUCAGUCCAAAGUCAUGCAGGGCUUGCAAGCCGCCAAGGAACAGGGUUUGUUGGAUCAGACGGGAGCAAAUGGUUACAAAUUCGGGCACGACCGAAUCCGAGAGGCGGUAUACUCCAUCAUUGAAGAGGGGGAAGAAAGGGAUGCCCUGCACAUUGUAAUUGGAGAGCUUCUUUGGUACAUGUUUCAUGAUUCCACCAAGAGUCAGCAGUGGAUGCUGUUCUCGGCGGUGGAUCAACUCAACAAGGUCUCUCACCGGUUCCAAAAAAGUGACGCUGGCCAAGGUUUAGAGUUGGCCAAGGUCAACCUGGAAGCGGCCGAAUGUGCCAUGGGCGUUUCCGCGUUUCUGCCGGCCAUUGACUAUCUCAAGAGUGGACUGCAAUUUCUUGGAGACAACCCAUGGGAAGAUGUUGCCAACUACCGGUUUUGUCUCACAAUGCAUUCGAAACUGGCCGCAUUGGAAGCGUCUGUCGGGCAUACCGAAGAAAGCGAGAAACUCAUCCAAGGCACGCUACAACACGCCGAGUGUUUUGAGGACAAACUGCCAUUGUAUGUUACCAAAGUAGAGUCCCUGGGCGUUCAAGGCAAACUGAAAGAAGCGUUGACGUUGGCGUAUGAGGUAUUGGAAGGGUUGGGGGAAGCCUUUCCGCAGAAUACGACUGGAAAACGCUUUCAGCGGGCAGUCCAAUCGGACACAUCCUUGACGCAAAAACUUCUGAGUAAACACAACGAUGCAACUAUCCUGGCGUUGCCUCUGCUGCAAGAUAGCAGGAAGCAGUACGCUCUGAAGAUCAUGAACUUGCUGGUGGAUUCAGCAUUUCAUCUGGGGGAGAUGAUGCAGCUCUUUCUGAUCAUAAAUCGCAUGAUCCGGAUUUCACUCGAAUACGGUCUUGGGGAUGUCUCGGGAGUAGCAUUUGCCCUCUAUGGUUUCAGCCUGAACUCUCCCAAUGGCGAUAGAAUGGAAAACUAUCGGUACGGGAAACUCGCGUUGUUGUUGCAAGAGCGGCUGGCAGCAAAGGAGUGGGAGUGCCGCGUCUUGGUGUUUGUGUAUGUCUUGUUGAACCACUGGGUCGAGCCAUUGCAGAAGAGUUUGAACCCUCUGCUUGCCGCUCACAGCGCAGGGAUGCAACACGGUGACAUUGAUUACGCGGUUCAAGCCUCGGGGGCAUUCCUUACGUUGUAUUGGUACAGUGGGAAUGACUUGAACUUCGGAGUUGACGAAAUGCGGCGGUUCUCUGCUCAGAUGAAAGAUUACAAACAAGAGAAGGCGCUGGCAAUCUACUUGCCCUUGUUUCAGUGUUUACUCAAUAUGACAGGACCAGCCUCGGACGCCGCUUUACUAUGCGGCGAGGCAAUCAGCCAGGCCGAGUACGAGGAAAAGAAGUUCACGAACAGUACAAUCAUGAGCUACCAAAUGCAGCUUUCAUACUACUUCAACGAUAUGGAGCGCGCCGAAGAACUGUCAACUUCAUUACAGAAGGUCAGCAAAUCAUUCAAUGCCCACUACUUGUUCGUUGCCCGGCAGUUCUUUUUUGGACUGAUUUCUCUGCGGGUUGCAAUGGAUAGCAAAGGCAAGAAACGAAGAAGGAACAUCGCGGUAGCAAAUCGAGUUAUCAAAGAAAUGGAACAAUGGACUCAGCGAGGAGGCAUCAACUGUCUUCAAAAGCUGCUCAUAUUGAACGCCGAACAGAAAGCGUUGAAUUUUCUCCGUCAAGGGCGGUUCUGCUCGAAGAAGGAGGCCGUCGAAAGCGUACGGGAGGCCUUCGACAUUUCAAUUGCAACGGCAAUCAGGUCGGGGUUCCCCAAUGAUGCUGCCCUUGCAUGUGAACGCGCAGCAGCUUUUCUGGAUCGAUGCAACCAGGAUGCGUAUUGGGUACAAAGCUAUGCAUCUCGCGCCGUCGAGUACUACAAACUGUGGGGCGCCAAUGCAAAGGUUGACCAACUGACAGCAAUCUACAGUCGCGGGUUGUCCACGGAUUUGUCGUCGACGCCGGUCCAUGCGCCUUUUAGGCGUUCGUCUGUCACUUAUGAUCACGAAAAGGUUCUUUGUGCCGAGGUUCAAGUUCGGCAAAAAGACAGCAGCGAGAAAUCAUCUGUGCGGAUUUCUAAUCAAUUUUCGUCGGAAGUAGUGUUGAAAGCUGCAAGAGGCCUUCUCAAGGGGAGUGGAUCACUCCGCGAUGGCUCCGAGUCUGUCACAUACAGAGACGAAACAACUGCCAGAAGCAUGGAUGAGCUCGGCUCUGGUUGGCUCGAACCAUUUCAGCAAUCAAAGCUGGACGAAAGAAAAAGCUAG
Seminavis robusta is the source of this 3648-nucleotide messenger RNA. NCBI's taxonomy places the organism in Eukaryota, Bacillariophyta, Bacillariophyceae, Naviculales, Naviculaceae. The record is from the annotation of a GenBank genome assembly.